Fusarium musae is the source of this 2253-nucleotide messenger RNA. RefSeq lists its product as uncharacterized. The record is from RefSeq and is a predicted model, not a curated record. The transcript is spliced from 2 exons. NCBI's taxonomy places the organism in Eukaryota, Fungi, Ascomycota, Sordariomycetes, Hypocreales, Nectriaceae. Bases 1 to 2253 code for a protein of 750 amino acids.
AUGUCUGGCGCUGAAGCUGCCCUCUUAGGAGUGGGCAUUCUCUGCAACGCGAUGCAAAUCCUCACCUUUGCCAAGGACUCCAUCCACGUGUAUCGCAACAUCCGCGAUGGCCGAGCUCCUGACCCAAAUUUGGACUCAUAUCUCAAGAACGCCAAGGCCUCUUUCGAUGAGAUGAAUCAAACUGCCGCGCAAAUGGGGCCACUGAGUAAGGAGCAGCAGAAAAUUGUUGAUGUUGGCAAAAAGGUGCAUGACUGCUUGGACGAGCUGCAACAGCAGUUUGCCAAGCUACAUGUCGACGAAGGUUCGAAAAAAGGCAUUCGUGGCAAAAUUUCUGCAUUAAAGAAAAGCGCUUUAGCGAUAUGGCGAGGAAAGGAACUUCAAGAUGCCGAGGAGAACCUACAGCGAUAUGAACAACUCCUACAUGGUCUCCUCCUGGAUCACCUGUGCAGUCAAUCUCAAGCUGCUGAGAUCGCCUCCUUGGGAUCCUUUCAGCAUUUGCAGGCAACUUUGCAAAACAUCAUCUCACAACUGGCACACGGCUCUACGAGCGUUUCAGACCUAAUCCUAGGUGUCUUUACAAUUAUUAACAAUCGGGUCGCAGAUGAGCACGCUACGACAAGAAGUGUGGUUGAAAAUCGUGCAACUUCGGCGGAGAACAAAGUCUGCCAGAGUGUGUCUCAGUCGAUCGAUCAAAUUCGUCAAGAGCUGCUGGAUCGCGAGCAGGAUAAGGCUUUUGAGAAACAGUAUGAGCAACUUCUGUCGAGUUUGCGGUUCCCAGAAAUGAACAGUCGGAAGAACAAGAUAUCGGAUAACUAUCCUGGGACUUUCAAGUGGAUCUUCGAUCGAAAUGGCGAGCUGCAGUCGGAUUGUAGCUCGUCAUCUAAAUCUAAUCAGUCAGAUACGGACAGUGAGCUAUCCAAAGAUACCCAGGAUAGUGAUACCGAGAGCACAGACGAGCCAGCCUUUGACAGUUUCCCGGAGUGGUUGGAAUCAGACUCGAAUGUCUUCUGGGUCAGUGGGAAGCCAGCCUCAGGUAAAAGCUCUCUGAUGAAGUUCCUUGCUUUCAGCCGUCCAACAGUCAAGCAUCUGAAAGUCUGGCACUCUGACGUCCAGAUACUAACACACUUCUUCUGGAAACCCGGACAAACAAUGCAACGUAACGUCGAAGGAAUGGUUUUAUCACUCCUCCAUCAAGUCCUGGACGGCAGACCUGGUCUUUGUCGAAGGUUGUGUGAGGCGCAAUCCUCUGUCCGGCACAAAAGAAGUUAUCCAGAUUGGAGCCUUGAAGAACUGUCAGCCUCCCUCAUCUUGGCAGUACAAGCCUCUUCAGAAGGAUUCUGCAUCUUCCUCGAUGGUCUCGAUGAGGCUGAGGAGCUACAGAAUCUGCCUUGGCCAGAGUGGACAAGCACCGAAGUCAUCCACAAGCUGCUGAAAGUCGAUAAUAUCAAGCUAUGUGCAUCCAGCCGAGAAGAGGGUUCAUUUUGCUCCUUUUUCAAAGACUCUUUUCGAUUAAGGAUUCACCAGUUGAAUGAUCGCGACAUUAGGCUUUUCGUCAGGGAACGGCUUGAUAUCGGUGGAAAUGAUCUUCUAUACGAGAUUGUUAGAAAGGCUGAGGGCGUGUUCCUGUGGGCUGCCCUUGUAGUAGACCGAUUGAACCGGUCCAUCCGACGAGGCAAUGCAACCAUCGAAAUGCUUCAAGAGCGAAUUAAUCAAACUCCCUCGGACCUCACUACGCUAUACACUGACAUGUGGGGAAGAAUUGGAGAUGACGCCCAAUUACGCAGCAUUCGAGUGACCGCUUCGCUCUACUUCAAUCUCGUUAUUGCAGCUCGUGAAGUCCAUGAUAGGUUAUCGCUAGGCAGCACUUUCUGGAAUGCAGAUACCGCAAGAAUGUCCUCACUAGUGAUCAUGGCAACAGCUGCCCAAGAUAAGUCAAUGGAAGCUAUAUUGAACGCAGGUCGCCUCAUCACAAGUGAGGAGCUUCUCGAUAGGUGUUCAAAAGCUGAGAAUGAACUACAAUGGGCAUGCCGAGGCCUUCUUCAAGUGAUCACGACUCCCAAUAAAUUCGGUCGUGAUUUUAUUGGAGAUAAGCAUUUGCUGGAAUACAACUCGACAAAAGUCGGUUUUAUUCAUAGGACUGCCUUUGACUUUGUCAUGGACACAGAGCCCGGUCGUGAGUGCCUUAACUUCUUUGGCUCUUCGAGAAAGCGAGGUUCAUUUACCUCAGAGAAAGCUACCACACUAAGCCGAUGA